AUGAUAGACAAUGAAGUUGAUAUCAACGACGAAGAACAGAAUAUAUAUUGCAAUGAUGGUAGUGAGGCCUUGUUUCAACCCUGUCAAGCCACAAUCCCGCAGCCUCUUGACCAGAAGAUAGUGCCCCCAUUGAAUUUCUGUCCUGUGGAACGUUAUCUAUACCGCAGUGGACAGCCGUCUGCAGUUAAUUUCCCCUUCCUGCUAAAUCUAAACCUGCGCACUAUUAUCUGGCUAGCAAACGAGGAUCCCCAGGACGCCCUGCUAGCUUUUUGUGAUCUGCAUGGUAUUAAACUACAAUUUGCUGCUAUUAACCCGGAGGGGGGGGAGGAUGACAACCCGUGGGAUGGGCUCACAGAACACUCCAUCGUCAGCGCCUUGCAAACCAUUGUUAACCAGAACAAUUACCCACUGCUUGUGUGCUGCGGAAUGGGCAGACACCGCACUGGAACUGUGAUCGGCUGUCUCCGCCGGAUCAUGGGAUGGAACCUUGCUAGCGUCUCCGAAGAAUAUAGACGGUUCACCGGGUCCAGGGGCGGUAGGAUCUUGGUGGAGUUGUUAAUAGAAGCAUUCGAUCCCAGGACUGUUAAAAUAGACAACGCCCAUGCCCCCCAAUGGCUAACCAGCGCUAUUACUGUGUGCUCGUCUACCUCUAGCUCGUCGAAUCGUGGGAAGUAA
Messenger RNA from Eremothecium cymbalariae DBVPG#7215, 675 nucleotides. It is a transcript of the gene OCA1, whose product is annotated as putative tyrosine protein phosphatase OCA1. Gene Ontology annotation, biological process: protein dephosphorylation. Lineage: Eukaryota; Fungi; Ascomycota; Saccharomycetes; Saccharomycetales; Saccharomycetaceae. The record is from RefSeq and is a predicted model, not a curated record. Gene Ontology annotation, molecular function: phosphatase activity. Bases 1 to 675 code for a protein of 224 amino acids. The transcript has a single exon.